Molecule: messenger RNA, 1703 nt
Organism: Chara braunii
Lineage: Eukaryota; Viridiplantae; Streptophyta; Charophyceae; Charales; Characeae
Source: the annotation of a GenBank genome assembly
CUACGGUGCAAGCCACAUCCUGAGCUGCUAUGUGGGCCACCGUGUGACGUACGGUGCAUUCCUCAUCAUGUUCAGUGCAUGGUUCAUGCUCUCGCGUUUCAUAGGUGUGACGUGAGUGACGGAGUGUGGCACGUGUGACAUACGAUGCGUAUCGACGGGUGUAUACGUUUGGAUCGUGCGCUGCAAAGUAGUUUCAAUUUGUGCUUGAGAAAGUUACCCAUCUCUCUCUCUCGCUCUCUCAGACACACACACCCGUACUCACCCACCCACCCACACCCACACCCACACCCACUCCCUCCUUCCCGUCGCCCUCCCCCUCCCCCUCCACACACACAGCUACACACACACGCACAUACACACAUAGUGUGUUCUGAUAAGAAUUAGCUUCGACUGCAGGAGUUCGCAAAGAUCAAGCCAUGGACGCAAGCACCGGAGGUAAGGGGGUCGGCAGACAGCGCAGCAGAUGCUAGACGCUUGUGGCAUGAGGAACCGGGUUGGUGGGGUUGGAACUGGGUUGGUGGGGUUGGAGAGGACACCAGGAAGGGUGCGGCGUGGCUCGGAAGAGAGGGAGGAGUAGCUUGCGGCGGUGAAGGGGAGAAAGGGAGCAAGGGAGGAAAGAGGAGAAGAGAGCAGAGGGGAGAUGUCGAUUUCGUACGUGCCUGUGGUGGACGAAGCGUACAAGAAGGCUGUUGCAGGGCUGCGCAAGGAUAUGCGCGAGUUCAUAAAGGAGAAGAACUGCGCACCACUGAUGCUCAGGCUUGCAUGGCACGAUGCCGCCUCCUACUGCAAGAAGACGAGGACGGGCGGGCCUAACGGUUCAAUCAGGCUGGAAGCGGAGCUGAACUACAAGCCGAACGCAGGAUUGAGAACGGCAGUGGGCUGGUGUGAGGAGUGGAGGAAGAAGUUCCCUCUCGUAUCCUUCGCAGACAUAGUGCAACUUGGAGGCGUGCUAGCUGUCGAACUCACGGGGGGGCCAGCAAUAGACUUCAUGCCCGGCAGGAAAGACUCGUCCAUAAGCACUCCGGAAGAUCGGUUACCUGAUCCGCACAAAGAUGCCGCACAUCUGCGACAACUGUGCGACCGGUUGGGUCUCAGGGACAAAGAGAUCGUGGUGUUGUCAGGGGGCCACACCAUAGGAAGAGCGCACAAGGAACGGACAGGAUUCGAAGGGCCCUGGACUAGAGAACCGUUCAAAUUCGAUAACGGGUAUUUCAAGGAGCUGCUGGGUGCCGAGAAAGAGGGUCUUCUGCGAAUGCCAACGGACAAGGCGCUGGUGAUGGAUGCCGGACUAAGAAAGUACGUGGAGGCGUACGCGAAAGACAACAGCUUGUUCCUCCGUGAUUACGCGGCAGCUCAUAAGAAGUUCUCUGAAUUGGGGUGCCGUGAGACAUCGCCGAGUUUUGCACUUGCAGUGACAGCGGCAGAGGCAGCAGCCAAACAUUCCGGUUCCAGAAGAGGAUCAGGAGGGAGCGGAGCAGCAGCAGGGAGCUUGAGUAACCAGCUCUCUCUCUCGCUGCUCGGACAGUCGGCUGUCGGGAUCGCAGCGACUGUGCUGGUUUGCAUAUUGGGAUACCUGUACGAGAUGAGGCGAAGGGCAGCGUGAUGGAAACUCAAUGCUAUGCCCUCCCCUUUGUAAAAUAUUUAUGCGUUUGUUUGGUGGAAUCGGUUUCUUUUUUUAUUGUUCGUUGCGCAUGUUUGGUAGC